AAGGGACAAGCGGAAGUGAAUAAAGCGUAGUAUUGAAUGUGUUGUGGUUGAAUAAAAGUGAGAUGUGCAGUGUCCGGCAUUGGGCGCCCGUGUUUCUUUAUUUUACAGUCAACCCUCUGAAAGCUAGGUAACGCCAGAAACCCUCGGUUACAUUAGUAAACUAAGAUUUGUUGUUGGAGGAAAGAGUUGUUGGUACGACGCGUAAUAGCGUCCGUCCCCGGAACUAACGUUAGCUGGUUAACUGUGUCACAUCGUGAUUAGGACGGCGUAGUAGAACGCGCCAGUGGUUAGUUUCUUAAGAAGAAAGAAACGUCCCAAACUGCUGGAUGUGGUUUUAAAAGGUGAAACAAAGCUACACAGAGCAGGUCGGGGCAAAGAGGAACUUUAAAAUGAAGUCAGAGAGGACGCUGGCAGCGGACCAGGGGACAGCUUUACCUAAAGAUGUUCUGGAAGUGAUUGUUGGUGAAGAGGAGCUGCAGGAGUGUAGCGCCAGUAUGGACCAGCAGGAUCUAGGUCCCCCCCCACACAUUAAAGAGGAACUUGAGGAACUAUGGAGCAGUCAGCACGGAGAGCAGCUUCAAGGGCUGGAGGAGGCUGAUAUCACCAAGUCCCCUUUCACUCCUGUCCCUGUGAAGAGUGAAGAUGAUGAAGAGGAAGCUCAGUCCUCACAGCUUCAAAGACAAACUCAGCACAUGAAAACAGAAGCUGAUGGAGAGGACUGUGGAGGACCAGAACCAGCCAGGAACUCACAUCCACUUUUACAACCAAAGACUGAAGAACAGACUGGAGACUCAUAUGAACCGGAGACUGAUGACAGUGCUGAUUGGAAGGAGACCAGAGAACCCCAGUCAGCCUUAAAAUCGCUGAAACAUGAUUCAAGACGUAAGAAACCAUUCAGCUGCUCUGAGUGUGGGAAAAGAUUUGGAACAAAGCAAUACCUAAAGAGACACAUGUUGACUCACACAGGAGAGAAGCCUUUCAGCUGCUCUGAGUGCGGUAAAGGUUUCUCUGAUAAUGGAAACCUGAAGAAACACAUGAGAACUCACACAGGAGAAAAACCUUUCAGCUGCUCAGUCUGUAAGAAAUCUUUUACACAGAAUGGAGAUUUACGGUCACACGUGAUAACUCAUACAGGAGAGAAGCCUUUUAGCUGCUCACUUUGUAAUACAUCUUUUACACGGAGAGGAGAUUUACAGAAACACAUCAGAAUCCACACCGGAGAAAAACCGUUCAGCUGCUCUGUCUGUAAGAAAUAUUUUACACAGAGUGGACAUUUACAACAACACAUGAUUACUCACACAGGAGAGAAGCCUUUUAGCUGCUCAGUUUGUAAUAAAUCUUGUUCACGGAGAGGAGAUUUACAGAAACACAUGAGAAUCCACACAGGAGAGAAACCGUUGAGCUGCUCAGUCUGUAAGAAAUAUUUCACACGGAGAGGACAUUUACAGAAACACAUGACAAUCCACACAGGAGAAAAACGUUUCAGCUGCUCAGUCUGUAAGAAAUAUGUUACACAGCUUGGAGAUUUACAAAAACACAUGAGAAUCCACACAGGAGAGAAGCCUUUUAACUGCUCUGAGUGUGGUAGAGCUUUCUCUGACCGUGGAAACCUGAAGACUCACAUGAGAACUCACACAGGAGAGAAGCCCUUUAACUGCUCUGAGUGUGGUAGAGCUUUCUCUGACCGUGGAAACCUGAACAAACACAUGAGAACUCACACAGGUGACUCGUUCAGCAGACAACGUUUUCAGCUGCUCAGUUUGUAACAGAAGAUUUGGAAUCCAGCAGUCUAAAUUCAAAACACAUAAAUGUGUUGCUCAGAUAGAAACAGAAGCUUAUUUGAGAGGACUGUGGAGGACCAGAACCAGCCAGGAACUCACAUCCACUUUUACAACCAGAGACUGAAGACCAGACUGUAGACUGUUCUGGACCUGAGACUGGUGACAUGGAUUAAUGUUUGUGCCUUU
Molecule: messenger RNA, 1967 nt
Organism: Etheostoma cragini (Arkansas darter)
Lineage: Eukaryota; Metazoa; Chordata; Actinopteri; Perciformes; Percidae
Product: gastrula zinc finger protein XlCGF8.2DB-like
Exons: 3
Coding region: 390-1766 (458 amino acids)
Biological process (GO): regulation of transcription by RNA polymerase II
Cellular component (GO): nucleus
Molecular function (GO): DNA-binding transcription factor activity, RNA polymerase II-specific; RNA polymerase II cis-regulatory region sequence-specific DNA binding
Source: RefSeq, a predicted model, not a curated record